AUGGUAAAAGUACCGAAAUGCCCCCGUGUCGUUUUGCUCCAGUUUCUGGUCCUUGACGUCGAGCUGCUGCGCAGCGCGGGUGUCCGCGGCGGCGGUGGCGAGGGAGCAGGCGGAGAGUGCGGCACAGCACAACGAGAAGGUGGAGCUGGAGCGACGCUGCGUGACGGCGCGACGGAGAAGGACAGUGCGCGCGAGAAAAGAGCACCGCGGCCGGGCGGCACGAUGCGGGUGCGCAGAGACCAUGCCUGGGUGAGGAGGGGGUUGCCGGCGCUGGAUUCGGGUGCAGGCACGGCCGACUACGGGCCCGUGCGCGGCGUGGUGCGGAAGCGGCGCGAUUGCGGUGUGGCUGGCGACGACGGCCUUGCUGCGACGCAGGCACGGUGGUCGGCGUCAUGCGGGGCUGCUCGGCUAGGUAGUGCACUGGCCGUGCGAGAUGGCGCCGCGCCGGGUGUGCAGCAGCUUGCGGCAACUCGUGGCCGCGAUGGGGCGCGUGGGUGCAGGCAGCGGCUAGCGGCCAGCAGCUCGCGGUGCAGUGCCGUGCAAGGCACAGCCGAUGGGCAGCAGUUCUUCGUCGUCAUGUGGCCCGCCCAAAGUUGUGUCUGCUCCGUUCAUGCAACGGAGACGAACCGCGUGACGGCGAGGCGUGCGUCGGUGCGGCGGAGAAGGACGGCGUCGGCGGCGCUGCAGCACGGUGUGUCUCGUCGGGAGGAAGAGAACAAGAAAAUAGAAGAGAGGCUGACAUCCUUGACCCACAUAAUCGUUGACCUGGCUAGACUCAUAGGUAUUUAUGUUUGGGUCGUCAACCCCGCGAGCAGAGCAGCCGUCAUCCGCAUCGGCACAUCCUCCUCACCAAAAAUGCCACCACCCAUGGCCAUGGCGACCCCCGCCGCCUCCGCCACCCUCACCCUCCUCCUCCCCGCCUCGCCGCCAAUGCGGCUGCGCGCGCGGCGGCCGCCGGCAAGGACGAGCAGGAGCAGGCCCCUCCUCCUCCGCGCGUCGUGCGCCUACGCGCUCCGGGAGGGGCAGUCGCAGCGGUUCCACCGCCUGCCCUGCGGCCUCGACCUCGAGGUUAUCGCCCAGCAGCCGCCUGCCCCGGCCACGGGCGGUGGCGGCGCCGCCGCGAGGCCGCCGCUGGUGUUCGUGCACGGGAGCUUCCACGCGGCGUGGUGCUGGGCGGAGCACUGGCUCCCCUUCUUCUCCAGCGCCGGGUUCCCCUGCUACGCGCUCAGCCUCCGCGCCCAGGGUGAAAGUAGCGUUCCGCCAGAAAAAGUGGCUGGCACACUUGAGACGCAUACUGGCGAUAUUGCUGAUUUCAUCCGGAAGGAGGUUUCCCUGCCACCUGUAUUGAUUGGACAUUCAUUUGGAGGCUUGAUUGUGCAGCAAUAUAUAUCUUGUUUGGGAGGUUCAGAACUUCUGCAUCCAAAGCUUGCUGGUGCUGUUCUUGUAUGCUCUGUGCCUCCCUCAGGAAAUAGUGGGUUGGUGUGGCGUUACCUUUUGACCAAACCAGUUGCUGCCAUCAAGGUGACACUCAGCUUGGCUGCAAAACGAUUUGCAAAUUCGUUGUCCCUCUGUAAGGAAACAUUUUUCUCGCCAGAGAUGGAUGAUGACCUGGUCCAAAGGUACCAAGGGCUAAUGAAGGACAGCUCAAAGUUACCACUAUUUGACCUAAGGAAGCUCAAUGCAUCAUUGCCUGUAGCUUCUGUGCCAAAUAAUACAGUAAACAUCCUCGUUGUGGGCGCCAGCAGUGACUUCAUUGUUGAUGCUGAAGGGCUUUCAGAAACUGCAAGAUUUUAUAAUGUGCAACCAGUCUGCAUCGAAGGGAUAGCCCAUGAUAUGAUGCUUGAUUGCUCGUGGGAUAAAGGAGCUGGGAUUAUCUUGUCAUGGCUGGAGAAACUUACACCAAGAUAAAUCUUUUGUAUUUUUUAAGACCUGUUUCUACAUUUUGUAGCCCUUGUUCAUUUUCAAAUGUAGAAUCUUUGGUUGAUAGGCAGUUUAGUUAGUGCUCUUCAGUUUUUUUUGUAUUAUUAUUUGAUUGAAUAAAUUUAAGCAUGCUUAGUGAACAAUACUGCAUGAAUUGCUAGACUGAUUUAUCCCGUCACUGUUAGUUAUUUUUAUUUUUAAUGCUAAAAUGCUUCAUGAACACUGGCUAUUAUUUGCAAGAGUUAUGUGUUGCGAUACAACAAAGAUGUAUGGAUGUGAAUUGGUAAGAAACACUUUUGUUCAAACAUGUACUCCGUAACAUA
Molecule: messenger RNA, 2243 nt
Organism: Oryza sativa Japonica Group (Japanese rice)
Lineage: Eukaryota; Viridiplantae; Streptophyta; Magnoliopsida; Poales; Poaceae
Source: RefSeq, a predicted model, not a curated record